Messenger RNA from Symbiodinium sp. CCMP2592, 969 nucleotides. Lineage: Eukaryota; Dinophyceae; Suessiales; Symbiodiniaceae. The record is from the annotation of a GenBank genome assembly.
AUGCGGGGGGUACUUUGGCUUUGGCUCUUCCUCCUGGUGAGAGACAGCGAAACGACCGAGCCGACCCGGCGGGAGCUCUCUGCAGUCGCGCAGCAGGCGCAGCAGGCAGACGACGAGUGCUUUUGGGACUCCCCUCAGGUGGCAGAGACCUCUUCCUCUUGCGCUUUCAGCGCGCUGCAACGGAGCUCGGGCUCGUUUUCCAAAGCCGCCGCCGCCUCGGCGGAGCUCCAAAACACGGAAGAAGCGGCUUCCGCCUCGGACUCCCUUCGGCUUUACCAGUGGAAUCCCCACUGGCAGUGCUUCUAUGAGAGCAGGCACCGCAGAUGCAGGGAGCAAAGCAAGGCCCUCUUGAAUCGCGGCUUGCGGAACAUGCAGAUCGACUUUGCGAAUGUCAUCGAACUUGUCGAUCCUUCUUAUAGGCCCCCCGGAGGCUUUCAGAUGCUGAAAGCCACCUGCAACAGCAAAGAGAAUGCCCUCUUGAUCUACGACUCAUCCAAGUGGAAGCCCUCCAACAAAGGAGGCUCUCGUGUCUCCGGGUGCAUCACGAGGAAGGAUCGUGCCUUUAACGUGCAAGUGUUUGAGUCUGUCCGUGGUUCUCCACUGUCUCAGGUUGUGGUGGUGGGCGCACACUACCCGCACUACAUCAAUGUGCCAAGACUCAGAGAUUCUCUCGCUCAAGUCAUGCACUCAACGGGGGUCAAAAACGUGAUCUUCAUCGGGGACACCAAUCAGGAGAACGGUGACAGCAUGGACGUAGCCCGGGCCCUUGGGAUGCCAAUGGCACAUUCGAUUCGCUCCUCCCCGCUUUUCGUCAGCUGCUGCCACAAAGUCAACGACGGCUUCGUCUGGAAGUUCGAUCGGAUUAUCACGAACUUCGGCCGCAUGACAGAUGCAGGAGUCUUCGAAGUGCCCUCGUGGGCAGCGCCCUCCAUGCACAGAGCUGUGCACGCCAAGAUCCAGCUCUCCUAG